Molecule: messenger RNA, 2540 nt
Organism: Polyodon spathula (Mississippi paddlefish)
Lineage: Eukaryota; Metazoa; Chordata; Actinopteri; Acipenseriformes; Polyodontidae
Product: serine/arginine repetitive matrix protein 3-like
Exons: 2
Coding region: 247-582 (111 amino acids)
Source: RefSeq, a predicted model, not a curated record
UUUGUGAAAGGUUUUAAGUUUAAAACUACGAAAAAAAAAAAGACUAGCAAAACACAAGAGUGAUUUUCUGCAUGUUCUAUAUUUUUGAAUUUCUUUAUUUCUUUAUUUAUUCUCCCAUCGAUUUUUCCAUUUCAUGUUAAGGUCUCCUGAAGAUUACCAAAUGAAGGCUAUAGAGCUACAGGCAAGGUUACCAUGGUAACUGUUGCUUUGCCUCAAGACCCCUGUGCUUCUCCCUGAACCUGUUAGAUGAAGCAGUUAAUACAAACCAUCCUUCACCAGCACAGUUAUGCCUCAUUUCCUGUCUUCCCUUUAAAUGCCACAGGACAAAAGAAGACCUUGGGUUGUCAGUACCUGGACGCACGCAAGCGACCCAUUCCGUACUACCGGCCUAGCCCGUCUUCACACAGCUCACAGAGCAGCGACUCGGCCCACAGUCGAAGCCGGAGCCGCAGCUAUGACAGUGGCAGCAGCUACAGCCGCAGCAGGACUCCGAGCCGCAGCAGGAGUAGAUCGCGGACACAGAGCCGCAACCACAGCCACAGCUACUACAGCCGGAGCAGCUCUGAGAGCGCCGGCUUCUAGAACUCCAACCACAGUCUCCAGGGGAACCAGCAUUCCACAGUCGCCCAGCUCCCUCUGAAUCGUAAACAAAGAGCAGUGCGGGCUUUGUUUCAUUAUAGCAGGAUAGAAAAUUCUCUGUGGUUUCUCCUCCCCUCCUUUUUUUUUCUUGGAACCAGGAAUAACAAAAUAUAUUUUACAUUAAUAACUUAUCAUACUGAUUGACGUUGUUCGGUAAAAUCUGCGGUUCUUUCCAAUCCAGUAAGUUACUGAGGACCCUGAAGAACGAAAGCAUGUUUAUCAUAGCCCGUAUUAUUAUAAAUGUUAUGAUGUGGUCUUGUCUCCAGGAACAUGUAGUAAAUCCAUUCCCUGAAGAAGUCAUUGCUGCGUGCAUCCAGAACAAAAUGAACUGGGCGCAAUGAAAAUGUAAAGAUUCCCUUUCACUUUGUGUGGGUUGGUGUUUCGCUUCCUUUGUGAUUAUUCCUUUCCACUGUCCAGAUUCCAGUCUGUUUGGUGCUUAAACUCAACACUGUACCCCACAGGGACUGAAGGUCAAGGUGUCACAACACCUCAGCAACAAAAAAAAAUCUUCCACAUAGCAACAAGAACCAAAAAUUGGUAACUUCCUACAAUGAAAAGGCGGAAGAAAAAUGAACGUUUUUCUCUUUGAUGGCCGGUGAAACUUUCUAAAGAAGAACAACCAGGAAACAACAUCUGAUGAUUAUGUAAUUGACUAGAAUAGGAUUUCUUUUCAAGGCUUAAAAUGUUUGUUUGAGAGGCAUCUCCUAAAAAGGUUGGAAUUAUCUGUUCUGAUUAUAAACUAUGCACUGUAAAUACCAUAUUAUUUAAGAGGUAUAUCUUUUGAUGCUCUCAGCAUGUUGUGCUAGCAAAGGAACAAGUAAUUAUGUACAGAACUGUGGAAUGCCCAGCACUUCAUUAUAAUUAAGAGAUCAGAGACUUUUAAUGAGAGGAUUUGAAUUACACCAGCCAUAAAGAAAUGCAGUACACCACACCACACCACACCAAUAGCCAAAUUGAUAUUGGCUUGUGUGCUAGCACUAUGCAUCUCUACAAUUUUGUUAAAGAAUGAGAACAUUAGUAAACACAGACUGUGAAUGCGGUCCACAGAUUACACUUACAGUCUGCUGCUCACUCUACAUUUCUGUAGUUUGAUCAAAUGCAUUUAGGGCAGAGGCAAAUCUGUGCUUUACCGGCACAUCCUAUCACCACUAAUGUAAGUACUCCAUUCCCACAACGUGAAGCGUGCGUGGAACCAGGAAUGGGUGAGAAGAACACAAUACUAUUUUGAUCUUAUGUUUCAAGCAGCAGUUGUUAUUGCAUUCCUAGUAUUGAAGGGUUUGUUACCUUCGGAGAUGAGAAGUCGCUACUUGACAUUAUUGGUUACUCCUAUCCUCAGUCAGUUCUCAUAUUUUGUAGUUUGCGUGACUAAGCUUAUUUUGCUUCCAGUGUUUACUCUAUAUGCCCUGUUGCUGUAAUAAUGUGUUUUAAAUCUAAAUCAACUUAGCUGAAGAUACCCACUUUAUUUCCCAAAUGUUGACACAAUAUACAGCGGUGGGGGGAAAAAGGUUGAAAACACAAGCAGCUUCCUUUUCUUCCAAAGAAGUAGUCGGAUAAUUGAAAUCCCCUGUAGGAGAUGGAAAGGUGUUAAUCUGACAUCUAAUUGUCUGAGCUUGUGAAAGCUAUGUCUUGGGAACCUCUAGCCUUGUUUUGUGUGGCUGUACUCCAUUUUGACAUACUUGGCACGGUACUGAUAAAGUGUUUAUAUGCUUGGUGUUUGCUAGUGCGCUACCUUGAUUUGAUAUCCAGUUUGACAGGCAACAACCAAAAUGACUAUGUUUGGUAACCUAUGAAUCAGCCUAAAGGACAGUAAAUAAUCAUGAUGUGACAUGUUGGUUUGUCAUUUUUCCAUAACUGUGCAAAAAAAAAAAAAAAAUCAGAUAAUUCACUAUUAUACUGCUUAU